GGCCCGCCUCCGACGCGGCCGUAACCUAGGGCAACAGUCCGGCUCUUGUGGGCCGCGACUAGCCGCUCCGGACCUUCCUUGCCUCGCGGCCCCGUAGGAGCGUCUGAGUGGCUGUGGCCACGUCCUCACCCCGGGGAACACUCCCUAGACACUUCACGGGCGGCAGAGCCGCGGAAGGAAGCAACCUUCAGGGUGGCCCAUUCUAGAAGAAAUGCAUGGGCUUGUAAGCCAGGCAGCCUAACCUGAAAAUGGUAAGCUUCAGGCUCUCUGAGAAACUGUCUCAAGGGACUAAGCAGGAAGAAGAUGUUAAAAACCAUAAGCAAUCACCCUAGUAAUGGAUGUCUGUGAGGAAAGCGAGACUUUUUUAGAAAAUACAGAAAAUCAGAAAAUUGAAGCUACGGAAGAGACGGCACCGACUUUACAAUGUCCGGACGAGAAAAGUGAAAGGAGUCAUGUCUUCUGCCUUCUUGGUGUCAGCGACCUCACACUGGAGGAGGAUGGGAGGGCCAUCGAGUGUGCCAUCAGCACCGGGUGGGAGGAAGCUGUCCAUGGCUGGGGAAGGACCUCACCAACUGCCUGCAUCUGGUCAAAGAAGAAAGUAAAAAGGGGGAGGGUCAGAGAAGGCACCAAUGGUGGCAACGAUUGCUUGUUCUGUAUGAGUCUUUCCCAAGGGAGUCUGGAGCCCAGGUCCCUCUUGGAGGUUGGAAAACUGGAGGUGGGUGCUGAGGCCGAAGUGAGCGCCCAGAAGAGCUGGAGCUCUGAGAAGAACUGGAGCGUCCCCUCCCAGGGCCCUGGCACUGCUUCCAGAGAGCAGCCUAACAAACUCUGCAUUCCCACUGACGUGCAUGGAGAAAAAAAAAGCCUGCAACUCAAGGAGUUUAUCUGGUGCAUGGAGGAGUGGCCUAUGCCCGAGACAGUUAGCAGCAAGGCCAGCAGGAACCCCAGCGGAAACACCGAGCAAGGGCUCUCCACCCCUGACUCCCUUGCAUCCAAGGCUCUUGUGGUUCUACCCCCGCUGAAAAGCUCUCCCCACAACUUGGACGUCCUGAGUAAGAAAAGCAGGAAUAUUUUCUGGCAGCCGGAAGAAAAGGUGCUGAGGGUAGAAAAAGACGAGUGUAUGGCUUGUGCAGAUGGACUGAAAGUAGUAGACGGGAAAGGUGAAAAGAGACAAUUUGAGCUGGCCAGCCACCUGAAGGUCACCAACGUACUGCCUUUCCCACCCACUGUGUCCCGGACCCACCUGCUGCCAGCCGAGUCCCAAAGGUGCUGCCUGCACUGGUCCCUCCUGCCCCAGAAAAGCUCUGUGUUCCCACCUAACCCCACAGACAUCCACUACCUUGCCACCCUGCAGGUUUUGGGGCAACAGGGAAAGCAAAGCUGCAGAACUAGGCUCAAAGCCAAGGACACAAAACCUCCCAGGACCACUCCCAAGCAUAUUAUCACAGAGGCCAAGCAGCAAAACAGGCCCCACGUCCUAGAGAGCAAAGUCUUCCCCAAACCUCUCUUGCCAUCCCUCACAGUGAGCAGAGUUGUCAUCCCCGUCUCCACCCACAGAGUCCUCUGAUUUGCCACAAUAUAAUUCCCUGGGACUGAGUGCUGCCUGAAACUCAUUUGUCCCUUCCUGUCUUACCUUCUCCUCAAUCAAACCUCCCUUCCCCUCCCCUCCCAUCCCCUCUCCUCUGCUCCCCAUCUUCUCCACUCCUCACCCCAUCCUUUAUCCUCCCCCCCUUUUUUUAGUGGGUUUGGAUUCAUUCUCAAAAACAGUAUAUUCAGGUAGGCAGGUGUGGUGACACACCUAUAUUUCUAGCAUUUGGGAGACUGGAGCAGGAGGAUGCCAAAUUCAAGGCCAGCCUGGACUAUACAAGACACUGUAUGCAUGUUACCUGCUUCUGCUGCUAAGCCAUUUAUGAACUCUAAGGUGGGUCAGCCUGUGUCUGCCUUCUUGGACAGUGGCUCCUGUGGAGGGAGGCAGAGCAUCAGAAAGGCACAUGGCUGCUCUCACCCCAGUCCCAGAGCCUCCCUACAGGGCUUCUGCUCCCAGCAGAGCCCCAGCUGAGUGCAUGCUCAGCUUAGAGAGGCACCGGCUUGUAUUUGAAUCAGGCUUUCCUUUCCCUCAACAAUGAUUUAAGACACUUGAGGGAUGGAAAGUCCCAGCUGUUUCCAAGUGGAUAUGCCAGUGUCCGAGGUGCCAUAUCUUUGUCUUGCAUCCAGAGACCUUGUCCAGUACCUCCCCUGCCUAGGGUGUCACAUCUUCAUAUUGCAGCCUUAAGCAUCUCUUUGAAGACUGGAAGGCUUAGUCACAGAGUAACAAAAGCCUGAAGAGGAAGUUAGGAAUUGGUUGGUCGGGAGAACCCCUCACUGAUUGCUCCAACCUCACCUCCCUUCCUUCCUCAGCCUUCGCUUGCCUCUGGGAAGCCUGGGCUGUAGACACAGAGGGAACGCUGUUGUUACUUUAUCCCUGCCUUCUCCCCGCCCUCAGCUUGUUACACCAGUGUGUAGCUCCGUACAUUACCAGUGCUGUUGCUAGGUGGACAGAUGCUUCAACCAUUUUGUGGUAAUUAGUAAUCAUUAAAUUGCUUUGUAAUAGCUUAGUUUGAAUUGCUUAGAGUAGGCUGUAUUUGAACUCAGAUUUCCCCAUCUCCUUGAUGAUGACAGAAUAUGACUGUAUUCUCUUGCUUUAAGUUUAAGUUUAGCAUUGCUCUCUAACAUCUCAUCUGUUAGCCAGAGGCUUUUUGGUUUGUUUUAUUUUCAUUUUUUCUGGUGUCUUGGUUUCCUCUAACUCAUACUGGCCUGGAGGUAUCUUUGAACCGUUCCUCCUGCCUCAGCCUUCCAAGGGCUUAGAUUAUAGGCACGUGCCAAUGUCUAGCCUUCUGAAAAACAAAAACUAAACUGCUAGCCAGGAAUGGUUGUAUAAGCCUGCAGAAAACACACAGAAAAACAAAACAAAGCCAAAGUACGAAGGUAAAGGAGCGAAAGGUCACAGCACAGGGUCAGAAGAGGAUGCGCUGGCUGGGGCAGCUCGAGAAGAGUUUGGUAGAGUCCUUUUGUCCACUCUUCCUCUUCCAAAUAAACCACCUGGAUUCUAUCCCAAAGAGAAA
This is a messenger RNA of Mus caroli (Ryukyu mouse), 3098 nucleotides long. RefSeq names its product chromosome unknown C16orf46 homolog (gene CUNH16orf46). The record is from RefSeq and is a predicted model, not a curated record. NCBI's taxonomy places the organism in Eukaryota, Metazoa, Chordata, Mammalia, Rodentia, Muridae.